GGAGUUGGUGGAACGCGCUCCUUCACUCACUCUCUCUAUCAGUCAUGAACUGAUUCUGAGCGAGAAACGCGUGUGUGAGGCAGAGUCUGCGUGGUAUCUCUCUUAAAACAGGAACAAAAGACCGCAGUAAAGGUGGGGAUUUUACCAUGUUUAAGGCAGUGCUGAAGAAAGGUCGAGAGGGAGGAGGAAGAUCUGGUAAAAGAGAAGCAGGAAGUCAAUCUGUCAGCCCCAGUUUCCAUCACAGAGUUCAGGAAGAGGGGAUUGUGGUUCUCCAGAAUCAUGGCAGUGGGCCACUCCCAGUCCAGCCGUACCCUGCAGAGGAGGUGCUGAGGCCGAGUUUGACCAGAGGAGUGUCCGUCUCCCUCCCUUCCUCCCCUCUGCUCCCUCCCCGUCAACCCUAUCUAUCGCCCGUCCGGUCAAACAAGUCAUCAGGUUCAAUCAGGACACCCAAAUAUGUGGAGAAUCCGCAUGCUCCUGGAGAUCCUGUCACCUGUGCUCUGAGGAACAGGAAUAAGAACAACACUGAGCUGCUCUCGACGGCUGAGUCUGGCUCCUCCCCGGCUGUCCAGGAGCUCAUGACACGGUUGGGCUUCCUGCUGGGAGACGCCAUCCCCACCUCAUCACAAACAAACAUGGAGGAGAAACAGUGCAUAGUGUCCAGUCAGGGCGUGAGUCCCUGCUCCACUCUGACCAGCAGUACGGCGUCUCCCAGUGCAGAGAGCCCCUGUUCCACCUUACCCGAGAGCUCCUCGAGCAGCAGGGCUCCUGUUAUCUCCUCUAGCACCUUCUCCACUGCCACCUCCACCAUCAUCACUACACCCAGUUCCACCCUGGAGAGCAAGGACAGUGGAAUCAUAGCAACAGUCACCAGUUCCAGUGAGAAUGAAGAACGCAGUGGCUCUAGUCUGGAGUGGGCGAAAGAUGGUGGUGCAGGUUUAAGGGCCGAGAGCGGGCGUAGCGCUCCCUUGACCUCGGAGGAACCGGUGGUGACUGGUGAAGCCCAGCUGGGGACAGGAAGCACAGGAGGGGGGGCACCUGUCACGACAUCACCUGUGGAUGGACCAGUCACGUACCAUAGCACUUCUUUGGUUAUGCCACGGCCAAAUUCUGUGGCAGCCACUAGCAGUACUAAACUGGAGGAGCUGCGGUAUCUGGAUGAGCAGAGAAAUGCUCCCCAGCGCUCUUCCAUGCGUUUGCCCUGGCAUGGAGCUCACACUGGGGGCCGCAGUCAAGAGAAUAAAGCUCGUCUCACACCCUACAAACCAGUGGACAUCAUGCUCAAACCCCUGCUGUUCGAGGUACCCAGCGUCUCUUUGGAUGCAGUGUUUGUCGGCCGUGAUUGGCUGUUUCAGCGACUGGAGGAUGUGCUUAUGGGGGGAGGAGAUGCCAGUGAGGGUAAAGGGGCUGUAAUCACUGGGAACGUUGGUUUCGGAAAGACAGCAGUGAUGUCACGGCUAGUGGCUCUCAGCUGUCAUGGUGGACGAAUGAGGCAGAUCGCCUCCAACAGUCCUGAAGCUACACCCCAGAAUCGAGGGGCUGAUGCUCAUCAAAGCAAUCAGCUGAACCCCCCCUCACAGAGUCCCCUCCGCAGCAACAGCUGCCCGCCUACGCCAGACACACACCGGCACAGGGAGGGGGCAGUCAAACGCCUGGCUAACAAGGUGGUUGCGUAUCACUAUUGUCAGGCUGAUAACACGUACACAUGCCUGGUCCCGGAGUUUGUGCACAGUGUGUCCGCUUUACUGUGCAGAGCCCCUCGCCUCAGUGCUUAUCGAGAGCUGUUACUUCGAGAAACGCACCUGCAGAGCCUGCUCAGCUUACGCUCCUGCGUCCAGGACCCUGCCGCCGCCUUCCGUAAGGGAGUCCUGGAGCCCCUCGCACUUCUACGCAAAGAGAGUAAGAUUCCAGAGGAAGAUUACGUCAUCCUAGUGGACGGUCUAAAUGAGGCAGAGUUCCACAAACCAGACUAUGGAGAUACCAUUGCAUCCUUCAUCACCAAAAUCAUCUCUAAAUUUCCUAUUUGGCUUAAACUGAUUGUGACCGUCAGGGUCAACCAAGUGGAAGUCACGAGUCUCCUCCACUUUCCCAUCAUCUCUUUGGAUGAUUUCCAUGACAAUAAGGAUAUAAACUCUGACCUCACCUCCUACAUCCAGCACCGUAUAGACCACAGCCCUGACAUCAUCAGCAACAUUGCCAUCAAUGGCAAAGCAGACCCAGCGAACCUCUCUAAGCUCAGCGCCCACCUGGUCUCCCGCAGCCAGGGCUCAUAUCUUUAUUUAAAAUUAACUCUCGACCUGUUUGAGAAGGGUCACCUGGUCAUUAAAAGCUCCAGCUAUAAGGUGAUACCAGUGUCUCUUUCUGAGCUCUAUCUGCUGCAGUGCAACAUGAAAUUCCCAUCGGCCUCAGCAUUUGAACGUGUGUUGCCACUGCUAAACGUGGCUCUGGCAUCUUUGCACCCUCUGACGGAUGAGCAGCUCUUCCGGGCACUGAAUGCGGGAUCCAUGAGAGGAGAGCUGGAGUGGGAGGACUUCCAGCAGCGCAUGGAUGCUCUUUCCUGCUUUCUGAUUGGCCGUCGAGACCGAACGCGUAUGUUCUGCCACCCGUCCUUUAGGGAGUGGCUGGUAUGGAGGGCGGAUGGCGAGAGCACUGACUUCAUGUGUGACCCAAGAAGUGGCCACGCUCUGAUGGCCUUCAUGCUUUCACGUCAAGAGGGAAAACUCAACCGCCAACAAACCAUGGAGCUGGGCCACCACAUUCUUAAAGCUCACAUAUUCAAGGGUCACAGUAAGAGAACAGGGGUUUCGUCAAGUGUUCUGCAGGCCUUGUGGAUCAGCUACAGUACAGACAGCCUAUCUGCAGCUCUUUCCUCCCUCAGAAACCUGUACACACCCAACGUCAAGGUGUCCCGGUUGCUGAUCCUGGGAGGGGCGAGUGUGUGUUACCGUACUGAGGUUUUAAACAGUGCACCAGUGCUGUGUGUGCAGUCUCACCUGGGCCACCUGGAGAUGACUGCUUUGCUCCUGGAGUGUGGGGCGCCAGUGGAUGGGCAGUCGGAGAACGGCAUGACCUCCCUCUGUUAUGCCUCAGCUGCCGGACAUCUGCCACUUGUCACCUUAUUAUGCAAAAAAGGGGCAAAGGUGGAUCAUGCUGAUAAGAGCGGUCAGUGUGCACUGGUUCACGCUGCUCUGCGGGGUCAUGCUGAGAUUGUGCAGUAUCUUCUGGAGCAGGAGUGGAGUUCAGACCUGAAGAACAAGGCACUACAGCAGGCGCUGAUCGCUGCCUCCAGCAUGGGACACACACAGGUGGUCAAAAGAAUGCUUGCAUUGAACAAUGACGAUUAUUCAGUGCAGAUUGAUGGUCAUGAUACUUUGUGGGGUGAAACAGCUCUAACCGCUGCUGCUGGCCGGGGCAAACUAGAGGGGUGUGUGUUCCUGCUGGAUCAAGGUGCCAGUGUAACACAGCCUAACCGCAGAGGGGUGGCACCCGUCUUUAAUGCAGUGCGACAUGGACACACACAGAUAGCAGAGUUGUUUCUGCAGCGUGGCGCAGACGUGAAUUGCAGUGAUAAACAUGGACGCUCUCUACUGAUGGUGGCCGCAAGUGAGGGACACCUGGAGACUGUGGACUUCCUGCUCUCACAGGGAGCAUGUCUGACAACAGUGGAUAAAGAAGGCCUGACCCCGCUCGGGUGGGCAUGUUUGAAAGGACAGAAGAAAGUGGUGGAGUUUCUAGUGGAGAGGGGAGCUCAGAUUGACCACACGGAUAAGCAUGGACGUACCCCGCUGGACCUUGCUGCUUUCUACGGAGACGCAGACAUAGUGCACUACCUGGUCGAGUGUGGAGCGGCGAUCGAACACAUGGACUACAGCGGCAUGAGACCUCUGGACCGGGCCAUCGGUAGCAGAAACACCUCAGUCGUGGUCACUCUGCUGAAGAAAGGGGCUAAACUGGGCUACAGAACAUCUCCUUAUGAGCGAUCAGGUAACGCUGCCUGGGCCAUGGCCACCUCCAAACCGGACAUCCUCAUCAUACUUCUGCAGAGACUCAUGGAGGAGGGAAACCUGCUUUAUAAGAAAGGAAAGAUGAAGGAAGCUGCUCAGAGGUAUCAGUAUGCACUGAGGAAGUUUCCUAGGGAAGGUUUCGGGGAAGACCUGAAGGCAUUCAGGGAGCUCCGGGUUUCCCUCUAUCUCAACCUGUCCCGCUGCCGCCGCAAAACCAACGAUUUUGGCAUGGCUGAGGAGUUUGCCACCAAAGCUCUCGAGCUCAAACCAAAGUCCUAUGAGGCAUUUUAUGCACGUGCCAGAGCCAAAAGGAGCAGCAGUCUGCCUGUGCCUAUUGACUCCCGACCCGCACAGCAAAUGACCAGGCAGUUUGCAGCUGCGCUGGCUGAUCUUCAUGAAGCGGCACGUCUGUGUCCCAGCAACCGAGAGAUCCGACGUCUGCUGGCUCGCGUGGAGGAAGAGUCCCAACACCUGCAGCGACAGGGUUCUAAACACCCUACCUCUCACGCCAACCCCUCACACCACGAGGAAGACGAUGACGAGGAAGAUGACGAAGAUGACCAAGACAUUGAGAGUUCGGAGAAAAGCCCAGACAGCCUGAGCAUAAACAUGUUGCAGGCAGAUGAAGAGGAGGAGCGGCGUGAACAAGAAUCCUCUAGGCAGGAGAAGAGGAAGGAGAGCUGGCAUCAGAGCCGCACCUUGCCCGAUUCUCUAGGCCUGGCGAUAUCGGGUGCCCAGUCUGCCGUCUCAGCAGCUGCCCCGGGGCGGGCCGCCCACAGGCGCCUUCCGUCCAGACAGGCUCAAAGCAUGAAAAACCGCGAGUACAGCAGCUCGCUACACAUCGAGGGCAGGCCGCCCCAGAGUGCCGGGUCGAGCCCCAUGCCGAGCCGCCACCGACCCACCUCACUCCGAGCAGGGCCCUGCAUUGACAUAAGCGGCGCUGAGAGGGGUGGUACCAGAGAGGGCGCCAUUCAGUUUGGACACGCUGAGAAGGCCGAAGCCAGCGUUGAGCCAAGGGGGGAAUUUUGCAGGAGCAGCAGCGUGAGAGUGUCCAGCUCCUCCAGCGGAAACCUGACGGAGACCAGCCGCGUACGCAAUUCUGUGGCUAGCGCUCCCGACAGCGGCACGAGGCAAUCGGAGCAUAAGCCACGCCCCUUUAUGGGUGUCAUUGACAAGACUGCACGUUUCCAGCAGCAGCUGCAGCUGCAAGGUCACCAUGGCAACCUGGUGUCCAGUUACGGCUGGCAGGGACUUGUGCCAGAAGGCCUCGUAGGUCACAACGUAAGUGUUAUGAACACGCACUCGCAAGGACUGACUAGUGACCUCCAAUACGCUAAAAUGAACACGUAUCAGGAGCCCGUCCAUAACAGCACUCAUACGCCCGAGUUUCAUCCUGGACACGGAUACAAGGACUGUAACCCCCUCCAGCAGCACUACAACGACACCAAGCUCAAGCAGGCCAGCCUGGCCCGGGACAACCCCAUCCUGAUCAGCUCCAUCAAACCGAAACGCUCCUUUAUCGAGUCCAACGUGUAGCUAAAAACUAGAGCGCAAAUUAUUUACAAUCUUACGACUUUAAUAUUGGGGGCUCGGUUUUCAUCAACAAACUCAACGUCGUUUGAGUCGGGUUUUGAAGACUAAAUUCAAAGUAUUUUUGUGAGUGCUCCAGGUAAGCGCACACGAGUUAAAGAUUGCCUUGCAUUUCCGUUUACAAGUACAGCUUCAGAGGUAUUUAAGCACAUGUUUGAAUGCGCAGCGCUGCGUCCGCACAUUAAAAGAGAACAGAGCUAUAAUGCAGAAUGCAGAUGAUGUGUAAAUGUAUUAAGAUACCUGACUUUAGACUUCAGUAAGGACAUAGGACGUCUACCCAGAUGAAACACUCGAUCGUGGACCAGUACUAUGUGUAUUCAAAAGCAUUUCACGUUUGAAUGGUGAUGAGUCUGUUUGUGUGAGUAUUUCUUUUGGGAAAUCUGUUGUAUUGCUUCAUAACUUACUCACUGUUUUGACUGAUUUAUUUAUGGCUUGGUUGCCUGAUUAAAACAAUAUUAUAUUUUAUAUAUUAGUUAUUUUUGCACAGCUAAAUAUUAUGAAAUACAACUAUGAUUGUGAGAUUGACAUGAACUGUAUAAAGGACACCAGGUUUACAUGCAUGUUAUGAUGAACCAUAUUCAGGUGUCUAUGAGGACAGAUGUUAUUUCAUAUGUACAUUAUUUGCAAUUAAUUUUAUGUAUAGGGCUGUUAUGAAUUGUAUUUGAAUAUUUCAGCAUCAUAUACAAUAAACCCCAGUUUAAGACUUCG
Messenger RNA from Pimephales promelas (fathead minnow), 6299 nucleotides. RefSeq names its product tetratricopeptide repeat, ankyrin repeat and coiled-coil containing 1a (gene tanc1a). Lineage: Eukaryota; Metazoa; Chordata; Actinopteri; Cypriniformes; Leuciscidae. Gene Ontology annotation, molecular function: protein binding. The record is from RefSeq and is a predicted model, not a curated record.